Molecule: messenger RNA, 342 nt
Organism: Uncinocarpus reesii 1704
Lineage: Eukaryota; Fungi; Ascomycota; Eurotiomycetes; Onygenales; Onygenaceae
Exons: 1
Coding region: 1-342 (113 amino acids)
Biological process (GO): amino acid transmembrane transport
Cellular component (GO): membrane
Molecular function (GO): amino acid transmembrane transporter activity
Source: RefSeq, a predicted model, not a curated record
AUGGCCCGUGCCGGGGAUGCGGCUUCAUUACCCCACAAUGCGCUCUCGAGCGCCGUCAAAUCCAUCCCUACGGCAUCUUGCUCUUCGGACCUGGAGAAGCGCCCGGCUUCCUCGUAUGGAAGUCGCCGGACUAGCGGCGAUGCGAGCGUUGCGGAACUCAAGCCUGCGGCGGAUCAUACCCAUCGCAAGCUGAAGCCCAGGCAUAUCCAGCUGAUUGGAAUCGGAGGGACCAUUGGGACUGCGCUGUUUGUGCAAAUUGGGAAAGGGCUGAUGUAUGGCGGGCCCGCCAGCCUGUUCAUCGCCUUCACUUUGUGGUAUGUCUUGCCUUUUUCGAGAUAUUGA